AUGAAGCGCCUUAACCUAGCAAAGACCUCGCUUCGUAUACGAUGUGUAAGGUGGAACUCCUCACAGUCUUCCACAAACACUAAUGCAUCGAUAUCUAACAAGCAGCUCCUUUACACUCAAGAUGCGAGUACUCCAGGCUCGAUAUUCUUCUUGCCUCAUGGUACUAGAGUGUUCAACAAAUUGAUUACGUUCAUGAAACACCAGCAAAUGAAGUAUGGGUUUGAAGAGGUGGUUACGCCGUUGAUAUACAAGACAAAGCUCUGGGAAACUUCGGGCCACUGGCAGAACUAUAAGGAUGAUAUGUUCAAAGUGGUGGGUAAUGUGCAGAGAGACGAGGUAGGAGCAGGAGCAGGAGCAGGAGCAGGAGCCACUGCAGAGUUUGAAAAUGAUACUUUGUCUGACUCUGAGUCGACAGAAAACCAUGGGCACGAGCAUGACCACGAAGGCGAACAUACAUAUGGACUCAAACCUAUGAACUGCCCAGGACACUGUCUCAUCUUCUCCAAGUUUGAACGUUCGUACAACGAGCUCCCUGUUAGACUCUCCGACUUCUCAUCGCUUCACAGAAACGAGGCAAGUGGUGCCCUUUCUGGGUUGACCAGAGUCCGUAGGUUCCACCAAGACGAUGGCCACAUCUUUUGUGAGCUCUCCCAAAUCGAGCAGGAAAUAGAUAACACCAUUAAGCUCAUCAAGGAUACAUAUAAGAUAUUUGGCAUCACUGAUGUUCAAUUCAAGUUAUCUACAAGACCUGAAAAGGCUAUAGGAGACUUGGAAACUUGGGCUAAGGCAGAAGCAGCAUUAGAAAAAGUGCUAAAUGCCACUACGAUUAAUAACUGGCUGAUUAGGGAGGGAGAUGGAGCCUUCUACGGACCCAAGAUUGAUGUUCUUGUCACCGAUGCCUUCCUGAAAGAACACCAGGUUGGUACCAUUCAAUUAGACUUCCAACUCCCAGAGAGAUUCCAGUUGAAGUAUGUGGCCAAGGAUGGUACCAGAGAUAACCAGCCUAUCAUGGUACACAGGGCAGUUUUCGGUUCGUUGGAGAGGUUUUUCGCCAUUCUUUUGGACCACUACCAGGGAAAAUGGCCGUUUUGGCUCAAUCCAAGACAAGCGAUCAUCAUACCAGUCAAUGAGGCGCACCAUAGAUACUGUGAAGAGGUGGCUGCAGUACUUAGAGGUGAUAUUGUUAGCGAGCGUAACGAAAUUGCUCCAAUGACAGGAUAUAACUUUUACGUUGACGUGGACAGCAGAAAUGAAACGAUCGGAGCCAGAAUCAAGGAUGCAAUUUCAAAGGGUUACUCCUACAUAAUAACUAUUGGAGAUAAAGAUAUUGAAAAAGGUACUGUUGCAGUUCGUACCAGAGAAAGUAGGAAAUUAAAACACUACGAAGUAGAUGAACUUUACAAUCAGUUCAUUGAGUUGGAAAAGGAUUUCAAGUAG
This is a messenger RNA of Dujonia railenensis, 1437 nucleotides long. NCBI's taxonomy places the organism in Eukaryota, Fungi, Ascomycota, Pichiomycetes, Serinales, Debaryomycetaceae. The record is from the annotation of a GenBank genome assembly.